Messenger RNA from Cuscuta epithymum, 1511 nucleotides. Lineage: Eukaryota; Viridiplantae; Streptophyta; Magnoliopsida; Solanales; Convolvulaceae. The record is from the annotation of a GenBank genome assembly.
CGAAGAACAUCAAGCUCUUAAAUGAAGGAUACAAGUGCCCUUCACCUAAGCAUUAUUCAAACCAUAUGAGCAUGUGUUGCACAAGGGAUCCAAAGUACAAAAACAAGAAGCUGAAGACGAAGUUCUUGCCCCGACAGAAGGGGGACCUCAGCUUUACGUACGACGUUCUGUCGGCGUACGAGAACAAGUACCUGGCCCAAGUCACAAUUGAGAAUAACAACCCAUUGGGCCGCCUGGACCACUGGAACUUGACUUGGGAGUGGAUGCGGAACGAGUUUAUUAACACCAUGCGAGGCGCCUUCCCCCACGUCAAGGACCCAUCCGAGUGCAUCUACGGCCCACAGGGCCAGUACUACAUGGACAUGGACUUCAGCACCGUACUCAACUGCCAGCCCAGGCCCGUCAUCUCCGACCUGCCCCCUUCCUUCGCCCAAGACGAAAAGCUCGGGAAGCUGCCCGAUUGCUGCCGGAACGGAACCUUGCUGCCCAAGACCAUGAACCGGACCAAGUCCAAAUCGGUCUUCCAGCUUGAGGUCUUCAAGAUGCCGCCCGAUUUGAACCGGACCGCCCUUAACCCGCCCCAGAACUGGAACAUCGUGGGCCAGCUCAACCCCACUUACAAGUGCGGGGCCCCCAUCAGAGUCGACCCGAGUGAGUUCCCCGACCCGAUGGGGACCGCCAUGACCACUACAGCCGUCGCGACCUGGCAGGUCACGUGUAACAUCACGCGACCCAAGGCAAAGCACGCCAAGUGCUGCGUCUCAUUCUCAGCCUACUACACGGACUCCGUGGUGCCGUGCAACACUUGCGCGUGCGGGUGCUCGGAGGAGAAGACGAGGCGGUGCAAUCCUGAUGCACCGCCUCUGCCGCUCCCCGCGGAGGCUCUGCUCGUGCCCUUCGCGAACCGCACUCAGAAGGCGUUGGCCUGGGCCGAAAUCAAGCACCACAAGGUUCCCAUGAAGCUCCCGUGCCCGGAUAACUGCGGGGUCAGCAUCAACUGGCACGUGGACUCGGAUUACCGGACGGGGUGGACCGCCCGGAUGACGCUGUUCAACUGGGGGGACGAGCCGUUCGCCGACUGGUUCACGGCCGUGCAGCUGAGAAAGACCGGGCGGGGGUUCGAAAAUGUGUACUCCUUCAACGGGACGAGGUACCCUAGCCUGAACAACACCAUCUUCAUGCAGGGGCUGCCGGGGCUGAACUACCUGGUGGGAGAAGUGAACGGAACUCACCCGGCGACGGACCCGAGGGUGCCCGGAAAACAACAGACGGUGAUCUCGUUCUUGAAGAAGGGCCUCAAAAACAUCAACAUUAAGAAAGGAGACGGGUUCCCCAGCAAGGUCAUCUUCAACGGUGAAGAGUGUGCCCUGCCCACCCACAUUCCCAAGAGAUCCAGUGCGGCGGCCCGGCCCCGCAUCUUCACACCCCUUUUUCUCGCUUUCUUGACUUCAAUAUUUGUUGCUCUUGUUUGCUGACUGGUUACACUCAUGAUGAAAUAUAUGAUAAUUAAU